GCAACACAGGUUUGGGUUUUUUUUUCUGCAUGUUCUCAGUAGACAUUCUUCAGGCCGCAAAAAAGCCACCCAUUCCCGCGUUUAAUCCCAGAGACGCUGCCGCAACUCCGCCCGUCAAGAAGGACAUGGAUGUCAUCUGCACCAUCUGCUGGGAUUCGCUGGACAGUGGGCGCAUCUACGCCACCACGUGCGGGCACAUCUUCCACGAGCGGUGCAUCGUGAACUGGACGAUGCGAAGCCACUGCUGCCCGGAGUGUCGUCACGAGCCGACCUUUCCGAUGCGUGUAAUACACUUCACCUGGCAGGAGCAACUCGAGGCGCACGAAAUGCAGCCAUCGCCGGACGGGCAGCAGGAUGAAGCUAACUCAAGCGACCAGGAACACCAGCCGCCGGUACGGAAAACCGUUUCCACGGAGGAUAUGUUCUCGUGCGCCGGUGGAGCAGAGGAGCCGGAACGCAACACGGUCGAGAUGGCGGAGCUGACGCCACCACCGCCGGAGAGUUCUCGUGCCUCGCAGCAGCCGAUCGACGGCACGGAGCUGGAAGGUAAACAUAGCGAAGGCUGCGGCGUGUGUGGCCGCUUCCACUAUCUGCUGGAGAAAGCGGUCCAGCUCAGAAACACCAUCAAGGAGUACGAAAAAGCGCACCGGGCGGGUUCUUCGCCCCCAAGCCCGGCGGCAUCGGAACAACUGAAGCAGGCCCUCUGCUCGGGCCCAGUAGCCAAACGGGCACGGCAAUCGAGGCCUCCGCUGUGAAGUGUGACUUGUCAUCGCCAUCCAAAUUAUACCGUCGAUUGAUCUGUUGAGAGUGGAUAUUAGUGACUGGCCGUGACUGAAGUCCACAUAUGGCCAUCGAAGCGGUAGGUUCGAAAACAACGCGCGCAGACAGAAAGCCCAACACACAUCCGGGAAGUGCGGUAGCGGAAAAAAGGCUGCGCUGAUGACUUCUUGAUGCAUAACGCGCGAAGAAAAAAACCCACCAUCUUCGGCUGGGCCGAAACCGAGUGGAUCAAAUUUGUUUGGAACUAUUUUUUUUUGUACUGUCUAAACUCAUUUCGGCACUGAAGAUCUAUUGCAUCCAAUGACCUCUAACAUAUUUGGAUACGAUUUCCAAUAACCUUACGGUUUUCGCAUUUCGUUCAUUGGGUAGACGGAAUUCCAUUAGUGACCAGAAUGUUUCUAAUGUUUUGUUACGAUCAGCUAUUGCAAUGAAUUUCAAGAGAAGCAUACAUUUUUAUAACUCUUA
Messenger RNA from Anopheles arabiensis, 1245 nucleotides. RefSeq names its product E3 ubiquitin-protein ligase synoviolin A-like. Gene Ontology annotation, biological process: protein ubiquitination. The record is from RefSeq and is a predicted model, not a curated record. Bases 30 to 755 code for a protein of 241 amino acids. The transcript is spliced from 2 exons. Gene Ontology annotation, molecular function: ubiquitin protein ligase activity. NCBI's taxonomy places the organism in Eukaryota, Metazoa, Arthropoda, Insecta, Diptera, Culicidae.